Scaptodrosophila lebanonensis is the source of this 2040-nucleotide messenger RNA. Its product is annotated as U3 small nucleolar ribonucleoprotein protein MPP10. NCBI's taxonomy places the organism in Eukaryota, Metazoa, Arthropoda, Insecta, Diptera, Drosophilidae. Gene Ontology annotation, cellular component: Mpp10 complex; small-subunit processome; sno(s)RNA-containing ribonucleoprotein complex. The record is from RefSeq and is a predicted model, not a curated record. Bases 41 to 2002 code for a protein of 653 amino acids. The transcript is spliced from 3 exons. Gene Ontology annotation, biological process: rRNA processing.
UUUAGUUUGUUUAAGAUUUAAAAAAUAGAUUUGCAAAAAAAUGAGUACCGCAAAAAAGAAAAUAAAGAAACCUAACGUUUACAAGGAAGUUGCGGCCAGCUUUGAGCAACUUACUAAGCAUGCAGAGCACUUUCUCAAGCCGCAGCCGGAAAAGUGCAAUGCCAUAAAGGACCUCAUACAACAAACAUAUGCUAUCAGUAUAAGCGGAGAUGACGAAAACAAGAAGGAAAUACUGCCGGAGCUUGUACUUGAAGAUAUGGACGAGGAACAAAUUUGGCAGCAGUUGGAAAUCCGCAAUGAAUUAGUUUUGGCUCAGCUGAUCAAGCAAACUGCGGAGUUAACGGCUUUGAAGGAGCAGCAUCUUGGCAUUGAGUUGGAAGAGAAUGAAGACGAGGAGCAGGAAGAUGACGAGGAGGAAGAGGAGGAGAAGCAAGCCGAAGAAAAGGCACAAAAACUAAAAUCAAUGCCAGCUCCUGGAAAAGAAACAAAAACUAGCAAGAAGAUUCGCAGUUCGGUAGUUGACGAUGAGUUCUUCAAGUUGAAUGAAAUGAAGCAGUUUUUAGAACAAGAAGAUGCUAAAGAAAUGCGCAGACUCAAAAGCAAAUCCCAAGUUGAAGAUGUUGAGGGCGUCGACUUCUUUUCAUCUGGUUGGGGAAUGGGUGAAUCUGAUGAUGAGGAAGAGGAGGGAAAUGCAGACUAUCGAACUUUCUUUGGCGAAUCUCAACGGGAAACGCUAAGUCCGAGGGUCAAGCAACGGGACUUUUUCAACGAAGAUGAAAGCGAUGAUGCAGACCCAGAAGCAGAUGAUUUAGAAAGUGAGGAAAGAACGACAGAAGUAGUUAGCACUGAUGCAAAGAAACAGCAGCAUAUGCCAGAUGAUCAAACCAGUGAAAUUGAUGAUGCCGAUUUUGUGACUAGGUCAGGCAUUGAACCAGCUGACGAUUCCGAAUGUGACGAUAAUGAGGACGACGACAAUGAUUCAAAUAGUGAUGACCAUACUGACUCACAAGCCGCGCAGUCGUCCAACGAUCUGCGUGAGGCACGUCUGAUGCAGCGUAUACGGGACUAUGAGGAAAUUGUGCUUGGAGAGAAACCUUGGCAACUGAAGGGCGAGGUACAGGCUGCAAAUAGACCGCAAAAUUCACUGCUUGAGGAAAUACUUGAAUUCGAUUCGACAACACGACCAGCAGCGGCCAUUACGGAGGAGGAUAAUAGAACCAUCGAAGAAAUGAUAAAGCAACGCAUUCGCGAUCGCGCCUGGGACGAUGUGGAGCGUACCGUACGACCUGUGCAUACUCCACAGGAAUAUCGUAAGCAGUUGGUGCUCGAUCAGGAGAAGUCUAAGGAGUCGCUGGCACAGGUCUACGAGAAAGAAUAUCAGCGCGAGUUGGACAAACUCGAUCCAAAUCGUCAGGCUGGCGACGAAAGCAACAUUCCCGAGCCGAAAGAGCAUCAGGAAAUAAGACGUGCUCUACGUACGCUGUUUCUAAAACUGGAUGCAUUAUCCAAUUUUCAUUUUACCCCCAAACCAGUUGCUCCCGAAAUCAAAGUUGUCACUAAUACUCCCGCCGUGCAAAUGGAAGAAGUGGCACCGGUGGCCGUUAGUGAUGCCAAGCUGCUAGCUCCAGAGGAAGUAUAUCGUGGUCCGAAGCAUGCGCCGUUGGGAAAAGAGGAGCGGACGCGUACAGACAAGAAUCGUGAACGACGCAAGAAGAAACAGAAGCAGCGAGCCAUUAACGCAGCAGUGGAGGCACGGGAGCAAACACGAGCGAAGUUAGGCAAGGCGCCCACACAGCGCCACGCGAAUGCUAAACUCCUCAAGAGCAUUACCAAGAGCCGCAACGUGCAACAGAUCACUAGCAGCAACGAUCAGAGCGCGCUGAAAUCGUCAAAGGCUUUCUUCAACAAACUCCAGGACACAACAGCUUCCACAGUUGUUAAAGGCAAAAAACGUCCUGAAAAGAAUGCUGGCAGGGCGAAUGCAAAAAAGCUAAAACUUUAACAAUGUAUAAGUAUAUACAUACAUAUGUAUUAAGUUUU